UUGUAAAGAGCUCCAGAUUGUUCAAAAUACCGCAUACGCGGUCAUAACAAUAGCAAACGACAGUGAAGUAGCUUCGUAAUCGGUUUAGACUCUUCGACAAUUUAAAUCUGAGAGUGAGCUUCACUCUAAUAACUUUGUUUACUUUCAACAACAGCACAACAACAAGUCUCAAUUGAGCCUCUCUCAAAAUGUCGUCUCACGGACAAGUUUGGACUACUGCCAUACGCGGGCUUGUAUUAUUUUUAGUACUUGGUUUGACGUUUGGCGUAGCCAUGGAAGGCAGCAACUCAACUAAACGUUCCUUUGAUGUCGACCAUGAUAAUGACACAUUUGUACUUGAUGGAAAACCUUUUCGAUACGUAGCAGGAUCAUUUCAUUAUUUUCGCGCACUUCCAAAAUCAUGGCAAAAUCGCUUGAGAACUAUGAGAGCUGCAGGACUUAAUGUGGUAGACACCUAUGUAGAAUGGUCUCUACACAAUCCACACGAUGGUAUUUAUGAUUGGAAAGGCAUAGCUGACUUGGAGGAUUUUAUUAAAUUAGCACAACAAGAAGAUCUUUAUGUUAUACUACGUCCAGGUCCGUAUAUCUGUGCUGAACGUGACAAUGGUGGUCUUCCACAUUGGUUAUUUACAAAGUAUAGCAAUAUGCAACCACGCACAAGCGAUCCAAAUUACUUGAAGGAAGUGGAGAUAUGGUAUAAGCAAUUAAUGCCGCGUAUGCAGCGCUUUUUAUAUGGUAACGGUGGGCCCAUAAUAAUGGUUCAGGUGGAGAAUGAAUAUGGGGUCUUUCAUGCAUGCGAUCGUGAUUAUUUGAAUUGGUUGCGUGAUGAAACCCAGAAAUAUGUAGAAGACAAUGCAUUACUUUUUACGACUGAUAUUCCUAACGAACGUAUUGCUUGCGGUAAAAUUGAAGGUGUUUUUGCUACCACAGAUUUUGGCAUUGACAGAAUUCAUGAAAUUGAUGAUAUAUGGAAAAUGUUGCGUGCCAUACAACCUACUGGACCGCUUGUCAAUUCUGAAUUUUAUCCUGGUUGGUUGACACAUUGGCAAGAGGAAAAUCAAAGACGUGAUGGUAAAUUAGUUGCAGAGGCAUUAGACAAAAUUCUUUCGUACAAUGCAAGUGUCAAUUUCUAUAUGUUCUUUGGUGGUACAAAUUUUGGUUUUACAGCUGGUGCAAAUGAUUGGGGCUAUGGAAAGUAUACACCUGACAUAACUUCAUAUGAUUAUGAUGCCGUUAUGGAUGAAGCUGGUGGUAUCACAGAGAAAUAUGAAUUAGUACGUAAUGUCAUAAAAGAAUAUAUGGAAGUACCUGAUAUUAAUGUAACAAUGGCUUCACGCAUUGCUUAUGGCUCUGUUAUAUUGAAGCCGAUAGCAACAGUGCUAUCUGGCAUGGGACGUUCAACUCUAACUAGAGGUAAAGCAAUAACUGCUGAAAAACCUCAAACAUUUGAGGAACUUGAUCUGUAUUCAGGUCUUGUUCUAUAUGAAACUGAACUACCAAGGUUGGAAAUUGAUCCCACUUUACUGACGGUUAAUGAUUUACGUGAUCGAGCAUUCGUUUAUGUCGACGAACAAUUUGUAGGCACUUUAUCUAGAGAAAAUCAAAUAUUUUCAUUACCAUUGAGCAAAGGUUGGGGUAAUAAAUUACAGCUCUUAGUGGAAAAUCAAGGUCGCAUUAAUUUUAAUGUUGCCAACGAUACUAAAGGCAUAAUGGGUGAUAUAACCGUACAACGUUUAAGUGGCGAGAAACAAAAACUUGUUAAUUGGGUCUCAACAGCAAUGCCUUUAGAUGGUGAUCAAAUUCUUGAUAUAAUAAAUAAGCACAAGAGCAUAGACAUGACUGAUGAUGUUUUAAAUAUCAAAUCCCAUGUGAUGUCAAAUGGACCUGUUGUUUAUUAUGGAGAAUUCUUGGUGGGUAAACUAGGUGAUACGUAUCUAAAUACAACAGGUUGGGGUAAAGGCGUUCUUUAUGUUAAUGGAUUUAAUUUGGGACGCUACUGGCCGCAAGCUGGUCCACAAAUCACUAUGUACGUGCCAAAGGAGCUUUUAACCUUAGGUCUUAAUAGUGUAGUUAUGUUAGAAUACCAACUCGCAAAUCAAAAAAUACCCAAUAUUGCAUCAGUGGAGUUAAUGAGUAAAGCACAAUUGGACGGUUAAAUACAAACGCAUAAUUUACUAUGAAAAUGGAAUAAAUAAUAAAAUUUUCAUAUAUUUAAUGAAACGAGACUAAUUCGGGCACAAAGUAAAUGUACUUUUAUAUGUAUCUGGCAAAUAAAAUUAAUUAUAACUGUA
Molecule: messenger RNA, 2291 nt
Organism: Teleopsis dalmanni
Lineage: Eukaryota; Metazoa; Arthropoda; Insecta; Diptera; Diopsidae
Product: beta-galactosidase
Exons: 7
Coding region: 189-2156 (655 amino acids)
Biological process (GO): carbohydrate metabolic process
Cellular component (GO): vacuole
Molecular function (GO): beta-galactosidase activity
Source: RefSeq, a predicted model, not a curated record